Molecule: messenger RNA, 1545 nt
Organism: Physcomitrium patens
Lineage: Eukaryota; Viridiplantae; Streptophyta; Bryopsida; Funariales; Funariaceae
Product: triosephosphate isomerase, chloroplastic
Biological process (GO): gluconeogenesis; glycolytic process; glycerol catabolic process
Cellular component (GO): cytosol
Molecular function (GO): triose-phosphate isomerase activity
Source: RefSeq, a predicted model, not a curated record
CCGAAAUCAUGUGCUAUUUCGGAGACCGUGGGUUUGUUCCGCUUCCGCGGUAAUAAGGGAGAUACCACUUAGGACCGUCAGGCUGGAGUUGGAGACGACGACCUCUCACAGCCUUCCAAAGACCAGUGUUGCUAGCUGUAGGCUUCCCCUGCCAUUCCCACUCUGUUAUAUCCUCACCCUUUGUUGUUCAUGGGCUUCACAGUGUGACAUCGCAUCCGCAGCAGCCGUACCAGCAACGAUUUCUUCUCACUUCUCUUGAUCGCUAUUUUUCGCGAAAAACCCACAAGCGAUGGCUGUCGUUUAUAGCAGAGCCGCUCACUCGGUUGCGCGUCCUUCCCCCAUCGCAGUUUCAUCUGCUAAACCCUCAUCUAUUACUUGCCCGCAGUUUUCUGGGCUGCGAUGUGUGGAGUUUGGGAGCAGGACCGAGUCUGGGUUCGAUGCCUUGUCGCAGCAGCUGCAGAGUGAGGGAAGAGGUCACAGGGGGGUUGUUUCCAUGGCUGGAACUGGCAGGUUCUUUGUGGGAGGAAACUGGAAGUGCAAUGGCACUGUGGAGUCCCUCAAGAAACUCGUAGAUGAGCUUAACAGCGCUAAGCUCGAGGAGGAUGUGGACAUUGUCGUGUCUCCCCCGUAUCUCUACAUCAGCCAGGUGCUGGGAUCGCUCACCAAGCGAAUUGAAGUCGCCGCCCAGAACUGCUGGACUGGAAAGGGAGGGGCCUUUACGGGAGAGAUCAGUGCCGACCAGUUGGUAGACGGCGGAGUGAAAUGGGUGAUCCAGGGCCAUUCCGAACGUAGGCACGUGAUCGGCGAGACUGAUGCCAUGAUUGGGCAGAAGAGUGCGUACGCAUUGUCGAAGAACCUCGGCGUGAUCGCAUGCGUUGGGGAGAAGCUUGAGGACCGUGAAGCCAAUCGCACCACCGAUGUUGUCUUUGAGCAGUUGCAAGCAUACGCUGACGCCGUAUCGGACUGGUCCAACAUCGUGGUUGCGUAUGAACCUGUUUGGGCUAUUGGAACCGGAAAGGUGGCCUCCCCCCAGCAGGCCCAGGAAGUGCAUGCUGCCAUCCGGCAGUGGUUGAAGGAGAAGAUUUCCCCCGAGGUGUCCUCAAAGACUCGAAUCAUUUAUGGUGGUUCAGUUAAUGGUGCAAACAGUGCCGAGCUUGCCACUCAAGAAGAUAUUGAUGGAUUCCUAGUUGGAGGAGCUGCAUUAAAGGGCCUCGAGUUCGCUACGAUUUGCAAUGCUGUUACCGCAAAGAAGGCCGUUGCUGCUUAAGACGAUCUUGACCUCCAUUUUUGUGUGGGUUCGGUUAGAAAAUUGCAUACCCAACUUUUUUAACAUCCGAUUUUAGAUUUAACAUUAAUUUUAGAUCAUUAAAUACAUUGAAAUCGAUGAAACUGGGAUAGCAUCGGAAACAGUUUUUAUGAAAAUCCACUAAGGUAUAGGUCCUCGAGCUGUGAUGUUGACUCUGUCUUCCCAACUGUUGCGUGUGAGCGUUGGUUACAGGAGCUUGGUUAAUAAAGCAAUCAGAUCCGGCAUUUCUCUUGUACAAA